AUGACUGCUGCACAUUCUGCUGGAGCAGCACAUUCGAUCGUGAAAGCAGUAGUGAUGACGCCAACGCAAUUUUGUGCUGGAGCAGCAGGUUGUAUUCGACAAAGGAUUGCACAUGAAACACUAAAAAGGGAUCCUAAAGCAACACCAGAACAAAUCAGUCAAAGCAAGGAAACGCUACGAGAUCAACGUAAACAUAUGAUCAAAGCGCCCGUUGGAGAGAUUAUGACGGGAGCCAGGAAUGCAAGACAAUUUAUGCAUUUAGCAGGCCAAAGUCACCAAGCAGCAAGUGAUUUAAAGAAACAAGAAAUCCGUCAAAGUAUUGUUACGACUGCAACUAGAACGACGAACGGAAUGGAUAAAUUUUCCGAUCAAGCAUGGAAAGAUACAAAGAAAGAAAUAAAAGAACAUUCUGCUCAACAAUGGAAAGAUUCUGGUCAUAUAAUGAAAUUAGGAGCAACGGGAAAAGAUUCACAGUAUUCCCUUGGCCAUUAA
This is a messenger RNA of Meira miltonrushii, 492 nucleotides long. RefSeq lists its product as uncharacterized. NCBI's taxonomy places the organism in Eukaryota, Fungi, Basidiomycota, Exobasidiomycetes, Exobasidiales, Brachybasidiaceae. The record is from RefSeq and is a predicted model, not a curated record. Bases 1 to 492 code for a protein of 163 amino acids. The transcript has a single exon.